CCAGGAAAUGUGAAAAUGCCUAAUGUACCCAGUACCCAGCCAGCAAUAAUGAAGCCAACAGAAGAACCACCUGCUUACACACAAAUUGCAAAGGAGCAUGCCUUGGCCCAGGCAGAACUGCUAAAGCGUCAAGAAGAACUGGAAAGGAAAGCAGCUGAACUAGAUCGCAGAGAAAGGGAAAUGCAGAGUCUCAAUCAGCAGGGGGGUAGAAAAAAUAACUGGCCACCUCUUCCUGAGAAUUUUCCAGUAGGUCCUUGUUUCUACCAGGACUUUUCUGUAGACAUUCCUGUAGAAUUCCAGAAGACAGUAAAGAUUAUGUACUAUUUGUGGAUGUUCCAUACAGUGACACUGUUUCUUAAUAUCUUUGGAUGUUUGGCCUGGUUUUACGUUGAUGCUACACGAGGGGUUGAUUUUGGAUUGAGUAUUCUCUGGUUCUUGCUUUUUACCCCUUGUUCUUUUGUCUGCUGGUACAGACCACUUUAUGGAGCUUUCAGGAGUGACAGUUCAUUCAGGUUCUUUGUAUUCUUCUUUGUAUAUAUCUGUCAGUUUGCUGUACAUGUACUCCAAGCUGCAGGAUUUCAAAGAUGGGGAAACUGUGGGUGGAUUUCAUCUCUUACUGGACUUAACAAGAGUAUUCCUGUUGGCAUUAUGAUGAUAAUCAUAGCUGCACUUUUCACAGCAUCUGCUGUUAUCUCAUUAGUUAUGUUCAAAAAGGUGCACGGUCUCUACCGCACGACUGGUGCUAGUUUUGAGAAAGCGCAGCAGGAGUUUGCCACGGGAGUGAUGUCCAACAAGACUGUACAAACCGCUGCAGCCAAUGCCGCAUCAACAGCAGCAACCAGUGCAGCUCAAAAUGCAUUCAAGGGUAACCGAAUGUAGGGAAACCUGAAAAGUCAUCAUGGUUCUCUUCGAUUGUGCUUUAUUUUCCAGUCACUUAUUAUAUUACCUACAAGCCUAGAUCAAAAUUUACACAGCAUGUUUGUCUCUUCUGCAGCUGUGCGUGGGUAAAAUGGGAAAUGUUUGGUUUAUUUUAUUAUAAAUUUAUUUAUUUUAAAAAUAUAACCAUUCUUUGCCCUUCUUUAAGAUGUUGCAUUCUAGAAUAUAAAGCCUUCCGUAUUUUAUGGAGGAUGAAUAAUUUCAACAGUUGGUCUGAGAAUGAAUUGUGGUAUAUAAUGAUCAAAUAAAUAUAUUCAGAAU
Molecule: messenger RNA, 1197 nt
Organism: Leptosomus discolor (cuckoo roller)
Lineage: Eukaryota; Metazoa; Chordata; Aves; Leptosomiformes; Leptosomidae
Source: RefSeq, a predicted model, not a curated record